Molecule: messenger RNA, 4803 nt
Organism: Indicator indicator
Lineage: Eukaryota; Metazoa; Chordata; Aves; Piciformes; Indicatoridae
Product: hydroxyacylglutathione hydrolase-like protein
Exons: 8
Coding region: 161-1009 (282 amino acids)
Molecular function (GO): hydroxyacylglutathione hydrolase activity
Source: RefSeq, a predicted model, not a curated record
UCCGCCGAGGGACUCGCUGCCGGGGGGGGGACACGCAGGGGGACACCGAACACCUCCUUGUGUCCUGCCUGCCCCCCCCUCACGGGGUUUUGCUGACGUGGGGCUGCACCUCCCCACCCCCACCCCCACUCGUGUUCGUGUGUGGCGCUGGUGAAGGACCAUGAAGGUGAAGGUGAUUUCUGUCCUGGAGGACAACUACAUGUACCUGGUCAUCGAGGAGAGCACUCGGGAUGCCAUCGCGGUGGACGCUGCUGUCCCCAAAAGGCUGCUGGAAAUCAUCAGGAAGGAGGACGUGGUGCUCAGAGCCAUCCUCACCACCCACCACCACUGGGACCACGCGAGGGGCAACGAGGAGCUGGUGAGGUUCUGCCCCGGGCUGCAGGUGUACGGCGCCGACGAGCGGAUCGGGGCCCUCACGCACAGGGUGACACACGGCCAGGAGCUGACGUUUGGGGCCAUCCGGGUGCGGUGCCUCUUCACCCCCUGCCACACCUCAGGCCACAUGUGCUACUUCAUGUGGGAGGAAGGCUCCCCAGACGCCCCAGCUCUCUUCUCAGGUGACACCUUGUUCGUGGGAGGCUGUGGGAAGUUCUUUGAGGGGACAGCUGAGCAGAUGUACACCAACCUCACCCAAACCCUGGGCACUCUGCCAAAGGAGACGAAGGUGUUUUGUGGCCACGAAUGCACCGUCCGGAACCUCAAGUUUGCCUUGAAAGUGGAACCUGAGAACGAAAUGGUGAAGAAGAAGCUGGCCUGGGCCAAACAGCGGGAUGACGAGGACCUGCCCACGGUGCCCUCCACGCUGCAGGAGGAGUUCCUCUACAACCCCUUCCUGCGUGUCACGGAGGAGGCCUUGCAGAAGUUCACAGGCAAGACAGACCCAGUGGAGGUGCUGAGGAGCCUCCGCACCGAGAAGGACAACUUCAAGAAGCCCAAGGAGCAGCCCAACCCCCAGGCCAUGCUCGCCUUCGACUGGGGACUUUUCAGCCCCUUCCUGGAGAAGAAGUGAGCUCACUCCUGGAGCAGGGGCUCCCAGUGCCCACCAUGGUGGUGGGGGCUUCCUCCUGGCCGUGUCCACCCAGCUCUGACUGCCCUCCUGGAAGGUGGUUUCUGUCUCUAACCUGCUCCUUCUGAGGCUGCUCUGCUUGGCUUCCCCCAGCACCCUGCUGGCUCCCCUGGGCCACAGGAGCUGUGCUGAGUGCCCAGUCCCUGGGGAGUGGAGCUUGUGAGUGCUGCCAGCCAGCAGUGAGGGCCCCCCUGGGUUGCUGUUGGUCUGCAGGUGGCUGUGGAGAGAGGACCACUCAUGCUCGUGAUGCUCAGGCUGGUGGUGCAGCAGCUGCUGCCCAUCCUUUGGCCUCUGGGGGCCAGGGGAUGAUAUGGAACAGGAAGGGACACUUGGUGACCAUGGUGCUGUACCCCUUAGCCCAACCAGCACCCACUGGGCUGUACUGGGAGAUCCUCCUGGUCCUGCCUGCACUUCUCCAGCUGUCCCUGAACCCUUUGCAGGCCCAGGGUGGGCAGGGAGCUGCCCAGCUCCACGGGCAGGGACUUGAGUGCCAAGGGGAAGCAGGGAUGGCACAGGUGCUCAGCAGCACCUACCUGACUCCUGGCCUGCCCUAACAGCACCCCCACUGCUGUGGGGGCUGGGUGGCUUUUCCCACCCCCAGUGUCCCCAGCUGUGGCUCACAGGAGUCAUCCAAACCACCCAGACCGUGCCAGGCACACCCCGGUGGAGUGGAGGCUGGAGCAAGCUGUGUCCAAGCCAGCAGCUUCAUGAAGCACUCCUGCAGGCUGCUGCUGCAUUGCUUUUGGCUGCUUGGCUGGUUUGGUUUUGCUUUUUUCCUUCAAGGUAAGAAAUUGGAUGAAACUUCUGUGCUUUUGCCUUGUCUUUAGAACAGGAGCCAGGGAGCAGCUGAGCCCCUCCAGCUUUUCAGCCUUCCCUUUGUGCACUGUCAGGGCUGAGUUUUGGGUUGGUUUAUUGAAGGCUUGAGGAAUGUACAAAGCUUUUCUUUGCAGGGGGUGUGGAGCUAGCAAAAUAGCUGCUUUGAGGGUGGAGGAUAAAAAAGUGAGGGCUUGGUGGUAGCUGUGCCACCCCCUCUGAGGAGCAGGGCUUGGGCAGCGUGUGAGGCAGUGACACAGCCCUGGGCUCCUCUUCCCCUCCAUGUGCAGUGGGAGUGCCUCAGUGCUGCUGUUUGAAGACAGAGAUGGUGAAAAUGCAGAGCUGGUCCCAGCCUCUCCCUUGUGGAGUUGAAGUGUUGAGUAGAUGCUAAAGUUCCUAACCCUGGGCUAGAGUUGUCUUGAGGGCCUUUCAUGUGUGCACUGAGCUGCAUCUGUUACUUCUGAGGUCUGGUUUGUUCUCUCCCUUGCUAGAGACCCAACCAAGGCUUUCUUUUUACCUUUUGUUAAGUUCUGCUCCCCCUCCCAGGGAGGGGCAAGAGCUAACCCUGCUGCAGAAGUUGCCUUUGCCUCAAGGUGACUCAGUGUAAGUGUCAGGGGGCACUCUGGGGAUGUUCCCCUGGAGCUCUGCAGUACAGGUGGCCCUGCCUCUGUCUGGGGAGGGCUCCUGAGCCAGCACCCUGCCUGCCCAAAGGCUGGGGGGAAUUCCAGCUGCUCUUGGUACCACAGCAAGAGCAGACCCCCAGGGCUGUCUGAGGAGCUCAGGUCUUGGUGUGCUCUGGGUGGAAAGUCCUUUGGUGGUGUGCUGGGGACCUGGGAACCUGGGGCAAUGCUUAAAACUGGAGCAGGAGAGAUUUAGGUUGGACAUUAGGAGGAAGUUCUGCACUAUGAGAGGUAAGAUACUGGAGCAGGGUGAGGCCCUGUCUGUGCAGACAUCCAAGGUCAGGCCCUGGGCAGCCUGCUCUAGUUGGAGGAGUCCCUGCUGACUGCAGGGGGGUUGGACAAGAUGCCCUUGGAGGGUCCCUUCCAACCUGGUGCAAUCUGUGACUCUGUUGUGGAUGUCCCCUCCCUGGAAGUGUCUUAAGGCCAGGCUGGAUGAGGCCCUGAGCAGCCUGGGCUGGUGGGAAGUGUCCCUGCAGGGGGCACAGGCAGGGGCUGGAACUGGAUGACCUUUAAGGUCCCUCCCAACCCAAACAAGAGACAAAAGGUAGAGCCCCAGCUGUUGAUCUGCAGCUGGUGUAGCUUGAGGGCUCUGUGCAUCCUGGCUUUCUCUACAUGCUCUCAGCAGAACCUCUGGGUUUCUUUUGCACUGAUGUAGUUAUGGCCUCAGCACUGGGCUGGCUCUCUUUGGCACUGGGCUGGCUCUCUUUGGCACAGGGCUGGCUCUCUUUGGCACUGGGCUGGCUCUCCCUGGCACUGGGCUGGCUCUCUUUGGCACUGGGCUGGCUCUCCUUGGUCUCCUGCUGUAGAUUCAAGUUUCAUGCUGGAGCAGAACACUCUGUUGUAAGAGCUAUGCAUGCAACCAGGGGGCCACCUGGCUCCUCAAAGGAAGGAGAGGCAGGGGCAGAGUCUUGCCUUCUCAACACUGUGAAUUCAACAUUUCAUCAAGAGCCUGGAAAAUGUAAAGCUUUUAAUUAAAACCAUCCAAAAAAUGCCUUGAACACUGCUGGCUUUCUGUAAGGAAGGAGUGGAGGUGGAUUUGAGAAGGACACAGGCAAGGUCUGCCAGAAGAGCUGGUACAAGGGGCAGGUCAAGGUCUGGAGGUCAUCUAGUCCAGCCCCUGCUCCAGCAGGGCACCCACAGCAGCUUGCCCAGGGGCACAAUGUCCAUCUGGAACCCUUCCUUGCCCAUUGUCCCUUGUCCUGUCCCUGGGCACCACUGAGCAGAGUCUGGCUCCAGCCUCUUCCCCCAGCCUUUACCUCUUGCUGAGCAUUGCUCAGCUCCCCUCUGGGGAUGCUCCUCUGCAGGCUCUCAGCCUUUCCUCACAGCAGAGAUGUUCAAGUCCCUUCAUCAUCCUCAUGGCCUCUGUGGGACUCUCUCCAGCAGGUCCUUGUCUCUCUUGAAUUGGGAAGCCCCAACCUGGGUACAGCAUUGCAGCUGUGGUCUCACCAGGGCAGAGCAGAGCUGGGGGGCAAGAACCUCCCUGGACCUGCUGGCCACACUUUCCUUGCUGCACCCCAGGACCCCCUUGGCUCUCUUGGCCACCAGGGCACUUUGCUGUCCCAUGCAGAACUUGCUGCCCACCAGCACUCCAAGGUCUUUCUCCAUGGAACUGCCCUGCAGCAGCACACCCCUGGUCUGUGCUGCUGCCCAGUGCUGAUCCUCCCCAGAUGCAGGACUCUGCCCUUGUCCUCAUUGAACUUCACUGCAGCCCCAGCCUGUUCCUCAUCCCUGGCUCCUGGCAGGGCUUCCUGGCAUGCAGCAUUAAACCAGAUGUGAUUUUACUGCCCUCUGGGAACUGCUCCUUGUAAUGAUUGCAUCUUACAGCCUCCUUCCAUUCCCUGUGUGAAGUUAACACCUUCCAGAGGCACCACAGGCUUUGUCCUUCACUGGGAAGAAAGCUGGCAAGGAAUUCUUCCUUAGAACACCUCUGAAUUUGGUGUGAUCCACCAGGACCUGGCUGGGCUGGCUGUGACAGCUCUGUCACUCUCUCUACCAUUUAUUUAGGGAGAGAAAAGCUUUGCCCACAGUUGGAGACAAAUGCUGUGACUGAAGGGUUUGUCUUCUUCAGUACUCAUCCACAUCCCAUCUCAGCAGAGCAGCCCCAGAGAUGAUGCUUCUCAGGUGAUCCCUGCUGAUCCCACAGACCCUGCAGAGAAGUGGAAAACCAGACCCCAAGGUCCAGGUUAAACCCUGAAAGGAGGAUGUCCUGAGAGGCAGCCAGAAAGCAGUGGCUGCAGCUGUGCC